This is a messenger RNA of Haliotis rubra (blacklip abalone), 2384 nucleotides long. RefSeq names its product mitochondrial enolase superfamily member 1-like. Lineage: Eukaryota; Metazoa; Mollusca; Gastropoda; Lepetellida; Haliotidae. Gene Ontology annotation, biological process: amino acid catabolic process; carbohydrate catabolic process. Gene Ontology annotation, molecular function: L-fuconate dehydratase activity; magnesium ion binding. The transcript has 16 exons. The record is from RefSeq and is a predicted model, not a curated record. The coding region runs from base 18 to 1355 and encodes 445 amino acids.
UAACUCUUACAAACGCCAUGGCACCGACCAAAAUCACUGCUUGCGUUGUCAAAGAUCUUCGUUUUCCAACCUCACUUGAGAAGGACGGAUCAGAUGCAGUGAACAAGGAGCCUGAUUACAGUGCCGGGUACUGCAUUCUGAAGACUGACUCGAGUCUUGAGGGACAUGGGUUCACCUUCACCUGUGGGAGGGGCACUGAAAUAGUCUGCACGGCCAUCACAGCAUUGGGCAAACUGGUUGUUGGUCAAAACCUGUCCGCCAUCUUUGCCGACUUCGCCAGUUUCUGGAGGUCUUUGACAAGCGAGGACCAAAUGAGAUGGCUCGGCCCUGAGAAGGGGAUUAUGCACCUUGCCGUGGCUGCCAUUACGAACGCUGUGUGGGAUCUCUGGGGCAAGGUUGAAGGCAAGCCAGUUUGGAAGCUGCUUGUUGACAUGACCCCAGAAGAGCUGGUGAACACCAUUGACUUCCGCUACAUGUCGGAUGGCUUGUCCAAAGAAGAAGCCCUGGCACUUCUGCGGCGCAUGGAGCCGGGAAAACAAGAAAGAGAACGCAACAUCCUCCGGAACGGCUUACCGUGCUACAUCACCUCCUUCGGCUGGCUCGGCUACGACGACGACAAGAUCAGGAGACGCUGUAGAGAAGUCAUGGCGAAAGGAUUUACAAGGUUCAAGGCCAAGGUGGGAGGGACGUUGGAGGACGACAUUCGACGUCUCGCCAUCAUCAGGGAGGAGAUCGGCCCAGACGCCCUGCUGUACGUUGAUGCCAACCAGAAAUGGGAUGUGGAGGAGGCCAUUGACUGGAUGAAGAAGCUGGCUCAGUUCAAGCUCACCUGGAUUGAGGAACCCACCAGCCCUGACGAUAUCCUGGGCCAUGCUGAGAUUGCCCGGGCGCUGAAUCCCCUCGGCAUCGGCGUGGCAACCGGGGAGCACUGCCAGAACAGGGUCAUGUUCAAACAGUUCCUCAAGGCCAAGGCUCUCCAGUUCUGUCAGAUAGACGCAUGUCGUCUAGGAGGAGUCAGCGAGAACGUGGCCGUCAUCCUAAUGGCUAAAUCGUUUGGAGAUAUCCCGGUCUGUCCACACGCCGGUGGGGUGGGGAUGUGUGAGCUGGUACAACGCCUGUCUGUGUUCGACUACAUCUGUGUCUCAGGCACGUUCGAAUCCAGGUGGACGGAGUAUUCCGAGCACCUGCACGACCAUAUGGUGCACCCCGUGCUGGUGCGAGACUGCAAGUACAUCGUUCCACAGAGUCCCGGAUAUAGCUCUGAGGUCAAGGCCACGACGCUGGAGGACUACGUGUUUCCGGUAGGACGGGUCUGGAGGAAGCUCAUCGCUGAUGGCAUUCACAGUGGUCAAUAGGAGACUCCGGGCCGGGGCUGGACUGGAAUCUCUAUGUUUUAAAACAAAUUCAGAAUUUAAGUUACAUUAUAACCUAUCGAAGAUUGCACAUUAAUGAUAUAGAGAUUUGUUCAGUCUAUGUCCUGACUGUGUUGAGGGUCAUCUUCCUGGAUCAAGGGAAUUAACUGACGGUUUUCAGCAUUGACAAAUUUGCUUCGAAAUCGAUCGUAGUGUCAUUUGGUCAUUAUUGACAUGGGGUGGUGGGUUAAUUUAGUGUUUAAAAUUUUCGCAAGUCACUCCGAAGAUCCGGUUUCGAUUCCCUACAAGGGUAAAUUAUGUGAUGCCCAUUUCUAGUAACCUCUGGGAUGAUAUCGCUGGAAUGUUGCUAUAAGCAUAAAACCAUAUUCACUCACUCGUCUAUUAACCGGCAUAAAACAAUACUCACUCACUCACUCACCACUUGACCAAUCAAAAUCCUUCUCUCGUAUCACUUGCUUCAGUUGCAAUAUAAUUAAUUGUGGCGUCCAGUAAAGAUGAUCUGGGCGAUAAUCUAGAUCGUUCCAAAACGGGUCUUACAUUGCGAAGUGCAUGAAAUUAUUUGAGCACGUUGAAUAAAAACACGAAAAGAUUUGGAAAAUACAUGUAUCUAUCUACGCUGACCGUACACAUCCUGCAAUUGAACAAUAAUUCCAUGGCAGUCGCCAUGUAGUUGAACCGUAUGUCGAUUUCGUUAAACGUUUUGAUUGGGCUAUGCGUGGAGUCGUAAUUCCAGCCAAAAUAUUAGUCCAUAAUUCAAGCCCAUUUCGGUAAUGAUUUUGUAGUCAGUUUCCCCCCUUGUCUCGGGAAGAUACUGGAAUGAGUAAUAUGGUAAAUAACAGAGAAGCUGAAAAUGGAUCUGACUCGAGGUAUUGGUUGUUGGUGCCCUACCUGGCUGAGCAUCCACUAUCGAGAUAUUAUAUCCUCUAAAUUCAAGAACCCGUGAAGAUCCGGGUUAGAAUGAGCAUUCAGCAACCCAUGCUUGUCGUAAGAGGCGACUAACGGGAUCGGGUG